AUGGAAUUCAUGGUGAAAGCAAAGAGAGUAAUGGCUUUCAUGGCUAUGGUGGCUUUGAUUGGCACUGCUGACAUUGCUGCACAGUCGACAAACUGUGAUUCUCUAAUGCCCACCGUGGUUCUGUGCUUCAACUUCCUUGCAGGCAACGAUCAAUGCCCAUCUCCAGAGUGUUGCAAAGCCUUGACUAACGUUGUUCAUAAAAGCCCAGUCUGUUACUGCCCGCUGUUAAACGGAACUGGAGGAGAUCAACUAAAUGUGACUAGGGCGCCAGAUCUUCUCAUGGAAUGCAUGGUCCCAUUUCCAGGAAUCUGCGGUGAUUAUGAUACAAAUUUGAGUUUAGAUGAAGCUCCAGCUGUGCCAUCUUGUGGAGCUUUGCCACCUCUUCCAUCUGUGCCAGCAGCUCCUGCUGAAGCUCCAGCUGUACCACCUAGUAUAGCUUUUCCAGGAAAUCCAUUUGUUCCAAUAACUACAACUCUUGCUCCCUCUCCCUUUUUCAGAAGACUGCUUGGUACCUUUGUGAAAAGACGUGGUGGGCACUGA
Cryptomeria japonica (Japanese cedar) is the source of this 540-nucleotide messenger RNA. RefSeq names its product non-specific lipid transfer protein GPI-anchored 29-like. The record is from RefSeq and is a predicted model, not a curated record. NCBI's taxonomy places the organism in Eukaryota, Viridiplantae, Streptophyta, Pinopsida, Cupressales, Cupressaceae. The transcript is spliced from 3 exons. The coding region runs from base 1 to 540 and encodes 179 amino acids.